This is a messenger RNA of Vigna radiata var. radiata (mung bean), 6402 nucleotides long. RefSeq names its product putative callose synthase 8. The coding region runs from base 292 to 6186 and encodes 1964 amino acids. The transcript has 41 exons. The record is from RefSeq and is a predicted model, not a curated record. Gene Ontology annotation, biological process: (1->3)-beta-D-glucan biosynthetic process. Lineage: Eukaryota; Viridiplantae; Streptophyta; Magnoliopsida; Fabales; Fabaceae. Gene Ontology annotation, cellular component: plasma membrane; 1,3-beta-D-glucan synthase complex. Gene Ontology annotation, molecular function: 1,3-beta-D-glucan synthase activity.
GGGAAAGAAUGCUACAGCCAAAACAAAACAGCUCCAAAAGCAAAAGCAAAAGAAGGCAUUAAGCUUUGCAAUCAGUGCACAAAGCAAAGCGCACAGACACACUCUAAAGCUAAAACAAAAUCAGAAACAGCUCCAAAAGAAAAAGUAAAAGAAUGCAUUCAACUUUCCAAUUAGUCCACAAAGCAAAGUGCACCAAAGCUUACCUCACUAAGCAAACACUAUGGAGAAGAUUCAACAUAUAUACCAUGCAUGCGUGUCAUCAUCCUUUUGCUGGUUUCUUAGUUCAGAGCAAUGUCAGAGAUUGUGCCCGCAGAACCUAUUGAAGGCAUAUAUUUCGAGCGAGGAGAGACAUCAACAGCAUCAGCAUCGACAUCUGAGGCACCCCAUGUCACUUUGGCCAUUACCAAUGGCAGCAACAACGAGGAAUAUGCUCCAGAACCCUUUGACAGUGAAAGGUUGCCAACAGUUUUUGCUUCUGAAAUUCAAAGGUUCCUUCGAGUGGCCAACUUGCUUGGAAAGGAGGAGCCUCGUGUUGCAUAUCUUUGCCGUGUUCAUGCCUUUGUGAUUGCACACAACUUGGACAAAAAUUCUAGUGGAAGGGGUGUUAGACAAUUCAAAACUUCACUACUUCAUAGACUUGAACAGGAUGAGCACGCUACAAAAAAGAGGGGAACAAGUGAUAUUCGUGAACUUAAGAGUGUUUACCGUGCCUACAGGGAUUAUUAUAUCAGACAUGAUAAAGCAUUCGAUCUAGAACAAAGUCGAAGACAGAAAUUGAUAAAUGCACGAGAUAUUGCUUCUGUUCUGUUUGAGGUGCUAAAGACAGUUACAGAUCCAGCUGCUUCUCAGGCACUUAUUCAAGGCAAUGCAAUCCAUAGAAAAACUGAAUUUAACAUUCUUCCACUUGAGCAAGGAGGCAUUCAGCAUGCCAUUAUGCAGCAACCUGAGAUUAAGGCCGCCAUUGCAGUUAUUCGCAAUGUUCGCGGUUUACCCCCAGCCCAAGAUUUCAAGAAGCACGGAGCCUUUGUGGAUCUAUUUGAUUUUCUUCAGCACUGUUUUGGAUUUCAGGAAGCCAAUGUUGCCAACCAAAGGGAACAUCUUAUUCUACUCCUAUCCAACAUGCAGACUCGUCAAACUCACAACCAGACAUCUGUUUUGAAGUUAGGGGAAGGAGGUGUGGAUGAACUGAUGAGAAAGUUUUUCAAAAACUAUACCAACUGGUGUAAGUUUUUAGAGAGGAAAAGCAAUAUCCGUUUACCUUUUGUGAAACAGGAAGCCCAGCAAUAUAAAAUUUUGUACAUUGGGCUUUACCUGCUCAUAUGGGGGGAGGCAGCUAAUUUGCGAUUCAUGCCGGAAUGUCUCUGCUAUAUUUUUCAUCAUAUGGCAUAUGAAUUGCACGGUAUUUUAAGUGGUGCUAUUAGCUUAACGACAUGGGAAAAGGUCAUGCCUGCAUAUGGAGGAGAACCAGAGUCUUUCCUUAACAAUGUUGUCACACCAAUAUACACUGUCAUAAAAAAGGAAGUGCACAAUAGCAAUGGUGGGGCAGCUGAUCAUUCUAUAUGGAGAAACUAUGAUGAUCUGAAUGAGUACUUCUGGUCUCCUGAUUGUUUCAAAAUUGGUUGGCCCAUGCGUCUAGAUCAUGACUUUUUCUUUGUGAAACUUAGAACUAAACCAAAACCAGAUGUCAAGAAUGAUCCUAAUAGGUCACCUGGUAAAACAAAAGGAAAGAAAAAGAGAGAAAAGAGGGAUGAAGAAGAACCAGAGGAUAAAACAGAGGAAAUCCAUGAACCACAGUGGCUGGGGAAGACCAAUUUUGUAGAGAUUCGUUCAUUCUGGCAAAUUUUUAGAAGCUUUGAUAGAAUGUGGAGCUUUUAUAUUCUAUCCCUUCAGGCCAUAAUAAUCAUGGCUUGUCAUGACUUGGGAUCUCCACUACAGUUGUUUGAUGCAAUAGUAUUUGAGGAUAUAAUUAGCAUCUUCAUCACCUCUUCGGCUCUAAAACUUAUUCAAGCAAUUUUAGACAUUGCCCUUUUGUGGAAAGCAAGACAUACGAUGGAAUAUUCUCAAAAGGUGAAACUAGUGAUGAAGAUGGUCUUAGCAAUUAUAUGGACUAUUGUCCUUCCUGUAUGCUAUGCUAAUUCGAGAAGAAAAUAUACUUGCUAUUCCACCAAGUAUGGAAGUUUGAUUGAGGAAUGGUGUUUUACUUCCUAUAUGGUUGCAGCGGCAAUAUACCUGACAACUAAUGCAGUUGAAGUUGUGUUAUUUUUUGUCCCUGCUGUUGCCAAGUAUAUUGAGGUCUCUAAUUACAAGAUAUGCAGACUUUUGUCUUGGUGGACUCAGCCUAGAAUCUAUGUUGGUCGAGGGAUGCAAGAAGACCAGGUUUCAGUUUUAAAGUACACACUAUUCUGGAUAUUGGUGUUAUCGUGUAAAUUUUUGUUUAGCUACAGUUUUGAGAUAAAACCACUCAUAGCACCUACCAGACAGAUUAUGAAAAUUGGGGUACAUUAUGAAUGGCAUGAGCUUUUUCCAAAAGUCAAGAGCAAUGCUGGUGCAAUUGUAGCUGUAUGGAGCCCUGUAGUAAUUGUAUAUUUUAUGGACACACAAAUUUGGUAUUCUGUUUUCUGUACAAUAAUUGGUGGACUUUAUGGCAUUUUGCAUCACCUUGGUGAGAUAAGAACACUCGGAAUGCUGAGAAGUAGAUUUGACUCCUUACCUUCAGCAUUCAACGUCUGUCUGAUCCCACCAUCUUCCAAACGUGGUAAAAGGAAACGAAAAGGUCUCCUCAGCAAUAUAUUUCAGAAGUUGCCGGAUGAAAAAAAUGCCACUGCGAAAUUUGUUGUAGUAUGGAAUCAAAUAGUAAAUCAACUACGUCUUGAAGAUUUGAUCAGUAACAGAGAGAUGGAUUUGAUGAUGAUGCCUGUGUCUUCUGAAUUGUUUUCUUCCAAGGUUCGUUGGCCUGUUUUCCUCCUGGCAAAUAAGUUUUCUACAGCGUUGACCAUUGCUAAAGAUUUUGAGGGAAAGGAAGAGAUUCUUGUGAAGAAAAUCACAAAAGACAAAUACAUGUUUUAUGCUGUAAGAGAGUGUUACCAGUCUCUAAAAUAUGUUCUUGAAAUUCUGGUUGAGGGUAGCAUGGAGAAAAGGAUCAUAUGUGAUAUACUAAGCGAAAUUGAAAAGAGUAUCCAAGAAACAACUCUUCUACAGAACUUUAACAUGAAAGUUAUCCCAGCCCUACAUGCUAAAGUUGUUGAGCUAGCUGAACUUCUGAUGGAAGGAGAAAAAGACAAUCAGCACAAAGUUGUGAAAGCCCUGCUAGAUAUAUUUGAAUUGGUGGCAAAUGAUAUGAUGGUUGAUUCCAGAAUAUUGGAUAUGCUCCACUUUCCCGAACAAAAUGAGUGUGGCUUUGUCUAUUUUAGAAAUGAUGAUCAACUAUUUGACACCGUGGAAAUGAAUAGGGAUUUUUAUCCAUUUUCCAAUGAGAAUUCUAUCCAAUUUCCAUUGCCAGAAAAUGGUCCUAUGAUGGAAAAGAUCAAGCGUUUUCAUUUGUUGCUUACGGUCAAAGAAACAGCAAUGGAUGUGCCUGCAAACUUAGAUGCUCGAAGACGCAUAUCAUUCUUUGCUACUUCUCUGUUCACAGAUAUGCCUGAUGCUCCAAAAGUUCACAACAUGAUGCCAUUCUGUGUUAUAACUCCACAUUACAUUGAGGACAUUAAUUUUUCGGUUAAGGAGCUUGGUUCAGAUAAAGAGGAGGACUCCAUCAUCUUCUACAUGCAAAAGAUAUAUCCAGAUGAAUGGACAAAUUUUUUGGAACGCAUGGGUUGUGAAAACCGACGAAGUUUAGAAGAUGAACACAAGGUAGAAGAUCUUCGACUGUGGGCUUCAUUCCGUGGCCAGACGCUAAGCAGAACAGUUAGAGGGAUGAUGUACUACAGAGAAGCCUUAAAAUUACAAGCAUUUCUUGACAUGGCUGAAGAAGAAGACAUUCUUGAGGGUUAUGAGACUGCUGAAAGAGGUAACCGUGCAUUGUUUGCUCGUCUAGAAGCACUAGCAGACAUGAAAUACACCUAUGUUAUUUCCUGUCAAUCAUUUGCAUCACAAAAGGCUAUGAAUGAUCCACGUUAUCAAGAUAUGAUCGACUUGAUGACAAGGUAUCCAUCUCUUCGUGUUGCCUAUGUUGAGGAAAAGGAAGAGAUAGUGCAGGGUAGGCCUCACAAAGUAUAUUCAUCUAAACUGGUUAAAGUUGUCAAUGGUUUUGAACAGACAAUAUAUCAGAUUAAACUACCAGGUACACCGCAUCUUGGAGAAGGGAAGCCUGAAAACCAAAACAACGCAAUAAUAUUCACUCGUGGUGAAGCACUCCAAACAAUUGAUAUGAACCAAGAUAAUUACUUGGAAGAAGCUCUGAAGAUGAGAAACCUUCUCCAAGAAUUUCUUCGGCGCCAAGGAAGGCGUCCUCCUACAAUACUUGGUUUAAGGGAACACAUUUUCACAGGAAGUGUGUCUUCUCUGGCUUGGUUCAUGUCAUAUCAAGAGACUAGCUUUGUCACUAUUGGUCAAAGGCUUCUGGCUAAUCCUCUCAGGGUGCGGUUCCACUAUGGCCAUCCAGAUGUAUUUGAUAGGAUUUUUCACAUCACAAGAGGAGGAAUAAGCAAAGCAUCUAAAACAAUUAACUUGAGUGAGGAUGUUUUUGCUGGAUUUAAUUCAACAUUAAGACGAGGAUGUAUUUCCUAUCAUGAAUACUUGCAAAUUGGCAAAGGUCGUGAUGUAGCUCUUAACCAAAUCUCAAAAUUUGAAGCUAAGGUAGCAAAUGGAAACUGUGAGCAAACUAUAAGCCGUGACAUAUUCCGCCUUGGUAGGCAAUUCGAUUUUUUCCGGAUGCUGUCGUGCUAUUUCACAACCAUUGGAUUUUACUUCAGCAGCUUGAUUUCAGUGAUAGGAAUCUAUGUAUUUCUCUACGGACAGCUAUACCUGGUGCUUAGUGGGUUGGAAAGAGCACUUAUCGUUGAGGCUCGACUCAAGAAUGUGCAAUCCUUAGAAACAGCUCUUGCCUCCCAGUCAUUCAUACAACUUGGACUUCUGACAGGCUUGCCAAUGGUGAUGGAAAUAGGACUUGAGAAAGGUUUCCUCACAGCUUUAAAGGACUUUGUACUCAUGCAAUUGCAGCUGGCUGCUGUUUUCUUCACUUUUGCCCUUGGAACAAAAACACAUUACUAUGGACGAACACUUUUGCAUGGGGGUGCAAAGUACAGACCAACUGGACGUAAAGUUGUCUUCCAUGCUAGCUUCACUGAGAACUAUAGAUUGUAUUCAAGAAGCCACUUUGUUAAGGCAUUUGAGUUAUUGCUGCUGUUGAUUGUUUAUAACAUGUUCAGGAAGUCCUACCAAAGUAACAUGGCAUAUGUGUUGAUAACAUAUGCCAUUUGGUUCAUGUCUCUAACUUGGUUAUGUGCACCUUUUCUUUUUAAUCCUGCUGGGUUCAGUUGGACCAAGACGGUAGAUGACUGGAAAGAGUGGAAUAAAUGGAUCAGACAACAGGGUGGUAUAGGAAUUCAACAAGACAAAAGUUGGCAUUCUUGGUGGUAUGAUGAGCAAACUCAUCUUCGUUGGUCAGGUCUUGCUUCUAGGAUUACUGAAAUAUUGCUUUCUCUCCGUUUUUUCAUCUAUCAGUAUGGUCUGGUCUAUCAUCUAGACAUCUCUCAGCACAGCAAGAACUUUCUGGUUUAUGUCCUUUCAUGGAUUGUGAUUGUUGCAAUUUUCCUCUUGGUGAAGGCCGUUAACAUGGGAAGGAAACUACUCAGUGCUAACUAUCAGCUUGGAUUCAGACUUUUCAAAGCAUUCUUGUUCCUGGCUGUUCUUGCCCUCAUCUUUACUCUUUCUAUUAUAUGUGAAUUGUCAUUGAUGGACCUUUUCGUUUGCUGUCUAGCAUUCAUGCCAACUGCAUGGGGAUUGAUACUGAUUGCACAAGCUGUAAGGCCAAAGAUAGAGCACACUGGGCUGUGGGACUUCACACGUGCACUUGCUAGAGAAUUUGAUUAUGGAAUGGGGAUAGUUCUUUUCGGACCAAUAGCUAUUUUGGCAUGGCUACCAAUCAUUAAAGCCUUCCAUGCUCGUUUUCUUUUCAAUGAGGCAUUCAAAAGGCACUUGCAAAUUCAACCAAUUCUAUCAGGAAAAAAGAAGAAGCACAGGACUUGAUCAUGAUUCUUGUACUUGUUUGUGUACAGUCAAAGAUUAAUUAUUGAUAUUCUAUAGGAGGAUUUUAGGAACUAGAUAAUGGUUACAGCAUGUAUAGCUGCUUCAUAUUAGUACACAUUAGUACACACUCACUAAUGUACAAAAAGGAUACUAUUGUUUCUCAAUGUGUAGUUGAAUAAGUUAAAGAAAAGGGAAUUAAAAAAGUAUUUGUUUCUA